This is a messenger RNA of Argentina anserina (silverweed cinquefoil), 1756 nucleotides long. RefSeq names its product protein REVEILLE 3. The record is from RefSeq and is a predicted model, not a curated record. Gene Ontology annotation, molecular function: DNA binding. Bases 185 to 1189 code for a protein of 334 amino acids. The transcript is spliced from 9 exons. NCBI's taxonomy places the organism in Eukaryota, Viridiplantae, Streptophyta, Magnoliopsida, Rosales, Rosaceae.
CCUGAAAAUCACACAAACCAAAACCAUCCCACCCAGAAAAAGACCCACUUCAAAAACAAAACACAGACAAAACCCUCUCUUCUACUUUGUGUGGUCUUCACAUAGUUCAUAUCUUGAAGCCUCUUCAAGCCCUGAAGCUAAGAUUAGACCCGAGUUUCAAAACAGCUCAGCUUAGUAGCUUUUUAUGGUGUCUGUAAACCCAAACCCACCACCUCAGGGCUUCUACUUAUUCGAUCCCACCAACAUGGGCCUCCCGGGGAUCAACUCCAUGCCUCCGCCUUCCACGGCCAGCACCACCACGUCGGCCGCGGCCCAGAACGCCGAGGAUCAGAGCAAGAGGAUCAGGAAGCCGUAUACGAUUACCAAGUCCAGGGAGAGCUGGAGUGACCAGGAGCAUGAAAAGUUUCUAGAAGCUCUCCAGCUAUUCGACCGUGACUGGAAGAAAAUUGAAGCUUUUGUUGGCUCAAAAACGGUUAUCCAGAUACGUAGCCAUGCACAAAAGUACUUUUUGAAGGUUCAGAAAAAAGGGACAAGCGAGCAUGUACCUCCUCCUAGGCCAAAGAGGAAAGCAACUCAUCCAUACCCACAAAAGGCUCCUAAGACUGCUCCAGUAGUAUCUCAAGUUGUUGGGCCAUUUGAAUCCUCAACUGGAGUGCUUGAACAUGGAUAUACUUACCAGCCAGAUUCAUCAUUUGUGCAUGGCACUCCAGUUACUAGUGCAACUUUAUCUUCCUGGAGUCAUAGUUACGUGCCUCCAGUCAAUGCAUCGCCAGUAUCCAAAGAUGAUGGAAAUGUAGCUGGUUCAACAGAUGCACAAAACUCUUGCUACAGUAGUAGUAACGAAAGCAAGCCUACAGCUUGGCUAAUGGGUGAGACAUUUGGUAGAGCGUGUCAUCACCAGCCACAGAGAGUUUUACCGGAUUUCGCUCAGGUGUAUAAAUUCAUCGGCAGUGUGUUUGACCCCGAGUCAACUAGUCAUGUGGAGAGACUGAAACAAAUGGACCCUAUAAAUUUGGAAACAGCACUUUUGUUGAUGCGAAAUCUAUCCAUUAAUUUAAGAAGUCCCGAGUUUGAGGAACAUAGAAGGUUGCUUUUAUCAUAUGACGCGGACUCUGAGACAGCUAAAACUGCUAACAAUUGCAACUUCUCUUGCCAUGGUAAAUCGGAGAAUGCCAUCCUAUCUAUGUAGAAAUUAGAAGUUGAAUGGCGUGGAAUGAUGGCAUUCACUAACAAUUACAUCCCGGAGUCUUUGUAAAUAUGCGGAGUAUGCAGCACCGUCCAGGGUAGAGAUCAAGUACUGUGCAGCUUGUCGAAGAAUCAAUAACAGUUUUAUUUGUAUACCGUACUUUAACCAGUCAUCAAGUGAAGGAUGAUUGUCAAUUUAGUGGUUCACCUCGGCUGUCUUGUAGAGUUCCUGAGUUAUAUGAUAUUGUAUUUUAUGUCUGGCUGUCUGCUGUAUAAGGUUGUUUAGACCUGUUUCUUGUUAUGACAUGCUAGUGAAUAAGUAGAGGAGUUGAUGAUAAUGAAUCCAACUCCAGCUGAUACUACAUUUGUGGUAGCUCUCAACAUAGUCUAGGAGUUCCGUCUGUAAUGAUUUCCAGGUCGAUAAGAAGUAUCACUAUGAGGGAAAUCCCAUACUUCAGUGUUUGGGUACAUACUAGUUUCACAGUCGUGGUUUGUAAGAAUAUAGAGAUUGCUGUGUUUCAAUGUUAUUUAAUCGUGUUGAAAGUUGAUUUAUUAAUGAACUGAAUUUACU